GGCGCUGGUUCUCGGCUUCCUGCCACCCCGCGGCUGCGCGCUGCGCCGGGAGCUGACCGUGGUGCUGAGCGCGCUGCUCGGCUAGCACACCGCGCGGGUGCUGUUACCGCCGCGCCCUGCGACACUCCUGGGCCCCAGCGUUGCAGGGGUCACUGGCAGCAUGGAACUGAAGAGGGGAAAGACCUUCAUCAAAUCCAGCCUGCAGAUUUCCCAUGAGAAGCCCCCAGAUACUGCAGCCACUGCUGUAGCCACAGAGGAUGCAGGUUCCUGGUCAGUCUCGCUGGGAGGGCAGCAGAGACCCCACUGUGAGAAGGGGUCUGAAACCAGCUCCAGCACCCAAGGGUAUGAUCGAUGCCCCAACAAGGGGGCACAGACUGACCCUGAAGGGGGUCCUGCUACCUUCAAAUUGGUACGGAAGAGCAAAACUCAUGAGAGUGUUCCAGGGGCCAGCAGGGCAGCAACCACCACAGGGCAGCUGGUGGGUAGUGCAAGCUUCCCAGGACCCACUGACAGCCAGCGCAUGAUUGACUACCGCCACUUUGUACCCCAGAUGCCCUUUGUGCCAGCUGUGGCCAAGAGUAUACCAAGGAAGAGGAUUUCUUUAAAAAGGCCCAAGAAGUGCUUCCGGAACCUAUUCCAUAUCCGCAGAAACAAGACAGAGAACUUGGCCUCACUGGCAGCCAAAGGGAAGAGCCUGUCCUCCCCUGGGGACCCAUCAGAUGCUGCAAGGCAGAGAGGCAAAACCUUCUUUUCCCAGGGUGAGAGGCUGGGGCUGGAUGACCUGUGCCAGGACCUGUCUGACAGUGAGUUCCUGCCUGACUCACCCUUCGACCUUUGCAGUGCCCUGUGUGAGGACGUAGCCUCCCUGAAGAGCUUUGACUCACUCACAGGUUGUGGGGAGAUCUUUGCAGAUGAGAGCUCGUUGCCACCUCUAGAGCUUAGUGAAGGCCCUGAGAGCCCAGCUCGGGUGUCCCAAGCCUUGGAAAGCAAGGAAUCCAGGGGCCCUUCACAAGACAGUGUGGAACAGCUGGCUUCACCUGCCCAGAAUGAGGUGUUGGAUUUCACCAAGUUCUGGGAGAGUGUGAAUCGCUCUGUGAGGCAGCAGCAGCGUGCUCUGCUAGGCCCAUGGCUGGCAGGUCCUCAGGGGACAAACACAGACCAACCCAGGCCAGAUACAACUGGGUUGGCAGAGUUGCCCCUGUUCCCCUGCAGGGACCCCCCAAGUGGCUCCAAAGCCAGCUCUAUAGACACAGGCACCCCCAAAAGCGAGCAACCAGAAUCUGUAUCUACGAGUGAUGAGGGAUACUAUGACUCCUUCUCCCCGGGUCUUGAGGAGGAUAAGAAGGAGACCCCAAGCCCAGGAACGCCUGCAGCUGCCUUCCCCAGGGACAGCUACAGUGGGGAUGCCCUUUAUGAGCUCUUCUAUGACCCCAGCGAAGGCCCUGUUGGACCAAACCUGGAUGAUGACUUGUGUGUGUCUGAGAGUCUGUCAGGACCUGCCUUGGGGACACCACUGUCCAUGUGCAGCUUCCAUGUGGGGGCGGAGGAGAACCUGGCCCCAGCACCAGGCCCUGACUUGCUUAGCCAGGGCUUCCUGCAGAGCUCUUGGAAAGGCAAGGAAUGCCUGCUAAAGCUCUGUGAUACAGAGCUUGCUAUCACCAUGGGCAUUGUCAACUGGCUUCGCCGUGCCCCACCUGCCCCAGUCCCUGCCCCUGGGGAGCCUACAACCUCAUCUGGUCCACAGCGGGCCCCUAGAGGACCAGCAGAGAAGCUAGAGGGCAGGGGAGAACAGGCCUCAGAUGCAGGCAGAGCCACAGUAUGCUCAGCACCCAGCAGGCAGCAGCUGUGGGCUCACCCAGCCACUAAAGGUCUGCUUGUCAAAGAGGGUAAUGUCCCAGGGGAGACUGCAAGGGAGACUGGCACCCCGCCCAAGAACUCUCUAGAGGAAGAGACACAAGGAUACCCUAAUGCUUUGUUCUCCUCUGUGGGGUCUUCAACCAAUACAAGAGACGUUUCCAGUAAAGGCAAGGCUCCAAACUCCACUGCCUGGCCUGGCUCACAGAAGGAACCCAGGCCACCUGAGAACCUGAGGCAUUCUCAAAGCCCAUGGAGGCCAGGGCAUGGAGGAAAUGCUCUGGAUGUAGGGCCCACCUUGGCAGGCUAUGUGGCCCAUGUGGCAGCCUUGCAGAUCCACCCAGACAACCAGCCUCCCAGGCAGGACAUAGGCAGUGGACCCUUCAGGCAGACUCCAGCCUGGGACCCUGACAUUCUGCAGCAGAAACAGACCAGCAGUUCUCCCAAUGGGGUUGCUGUCUGUGGCCUCCCCAUCCAAAACAGCCCACAGGACCAGAGUUAUCCAGGCCUCAUCCUGAACCUGAGCCAGCUCAAGUUAGAACCCUCCAGACUGGGUGCCCAGACCUGUGCCUCUGCGGAGGACCAGUCAAUGCAACUCAGUCCCAGGGCUGUGGCACAGGCAGCACAGAGGAGUCAGCUGGACUCUGAGCCUCCCAUAGCUCCUACUGCUGGGCAGAAUCCCCGGAGAUAUCCCUCGGAAAUCCUGGGCCUCACUUUGGACAGCCAGCGGUAGGUGGGCUUCUCUGCAAGUGCUCCACAUGCUGCCACAAUCUCCUGACCCAAGAGGGCCUCCCUUGAGGCUAGUUGGAAGUUGGGGCUCCCAGGCCGACCAAGACUAAGCCCCAUCUGUAGAACAGGUUCACCCUCAUCAGGAGCUGUAUCUUUAUGGUCACAUUCAGGAGAAUGGAGGAACCAAAUUUUUACCUUUU
Sciurus carolinensis (gray squirrel) is the source of this 2783-nucleotide messenger RNA. RefSeq names its product APC membrane recruitment protein 3 (gene Amer3). The transcript is spliced from 2 exons. Bases 161 to 2587 code for a protein of 808 amino acids. Gene Ontology annotation, biological process: regulation of canonical Wnt signaling pathway. The record is from RefSeq and is a predicted model, not a curated record. Gene Ontology annotation, molecular function: beta-catenin binding; phosphatidylinositol-4,5-bisphosphate binding. Lineage: Eukaryota; Metazoa; Chordata; Mammalia; Rodentia; Sciuridae. Gene Ontology annotation, cellular component: plasma membrane.